AUGAAUUUUCUCAAAUUUUCACUUAUUAUACCUCGCUCUACUAUAUCAAUUAAACGACUAUUAACUCGUCAAUUAACUCAGCAAUUAACUUAUAAAUCAACUCGUCAAUAUGCUACCCGUCAAUACGCUACCAAUGAAACCAAUCAAGGAAUUCGUAAAGAAGGAUUUGGAGCUCCAAUAUGGAGGAAUAGUUUAAUUGUUUGUUUAAUAGGAUUUGCUUGGUAUCAUCUUGAUAAAUAUAUUACAAAAAGUGGAGAGAAUAAACAUCCCAUUACAGAGUUGAUUGAAUCUUGGAUGACACCAGAUGUCGAAUGGAAACGAAUCACUUUAAAUAAUCUUGAUUAUAAAACAAAAACUGCAAAAGAUACACCACCUCCAAUGUAUCGAUUAAGAUAUCCCGAUAUGAAUCCAUUUCUUAUUGAACCUGAUGUUCGCUGGGAAGAAUUUAAAGCUCCUGAAUGGUGUAUACCUAUAAAAGCUGAUGUCCUAACUUUUGAAUGGGAUUUAUUAGCGAAAGAAUGUCAAUUCGAUGUAAUUUUAAUGGAUCCUCCAUGGCAAUUGGCAACUCAUGCUCCAACGCGUGGUGUGGCAAUAGCAUAUCAACAAUUACCAGAUAUUUGUAUAGAGGAAUUACCAAUACCUAAAUUACAAAAAAAUGGAUUCUUGUUUAUCUGGGUGAUAAAUAAUAAAUAUUCUAAAGCUUUUGAAAUGAUGAAAAAAUGGGGUUACACGUAUUGUGAUGAUAUCACUUGGGUGAAACAAACUGUAAAUAGAAGAAUGGCCAAAGGUCAUGGAUUUUAUUUACAACAUGCAAAAGAAACUUGUCUAAUGGGAAGAAAGGGAGAUGAUCCACCAGAAUGUAAUCAUUCCAUUUCUUCAGAUGUAAUAUUUUCAGAAAGACGUGGUCAAAGUCAAAAACCUGAAGAAUUAUAUGAAAUGAUUGAAGAUUUGGUUCCAAAUGGAAAUUAUUUAGAAAUAUUUGGUAGAAAAAACAAUUUACGUGAUUAUUGGGUAACAAUUGGGCUCCAAGUGAAAGAUGUUGGACCUUUCUCACCUGCUGUGAUUUGUCUUCUUCCAGAUAGAAAAAGAAGAAGUCAACAAUAA
Messenger RNA from Diversispora eburnea, 1104 nucleotides. The record is from the annotation of a GenBank genome assembly. NCBI's taxonomy places the organism in Eukaryota, Fungi, Glomeromycota, Glomeromycetes, Diversisporales, Diversisporaceae.